Messenger RNA from Hydractinia symbiolongicarpus, 1240 nucleotides. RefSeq names its product PIH1 domain-containing protein 1-like. The transcript has 5 exons. Gene Ontology annotation, cellular component: ribonucleoprotein complex; cytoplasm; R2TP complex. The record is from RefSeq and is a predicted model, not a curated record. Gene Ontology annotation, biological process: rRNA processing; box C/D snoRNP assembly. The coding region runs from base 148 to 1086 and encodes 312 amino acids. Lineage: Eukaryota; Metazoa; Cnidaria; Hydrozoa; Anthoathecata; Hydractiniidae.
UACAAAAUUAGCUCCAAAAUGCCAUUAAAGAGCGUUAUGAUAACAUGACACAAACAAUUUAUCUUAAUAAAUUAUGCAAGGAUUGUACAAUGGGUAUAUAUUAAGAUUCAGUACACAGUAACAUUACUUGCUCUUUGUAGUGAAUAAAUGUCAGAGAAAAAAUCAAAUGACGUAUUGUUAUCUGGAGAUCUUGAUGACAACUCGCCUUUGUAUCAAUCACUUCUAGUAGAUAAUUCACAAGAUGAAUUUCACAAACAUUCUGGACCAGAAAGUCAUUUAGUUGCUCCCAAAGCAGGAUGGUGUUUAAAAACAUGGACAUUAGACAGCAAAAAGAUAUUUUUAAACAUAUGCACUUCCGACCUGGUUUUAAAACCAAAAGAUUUAUCGGAAGAUGAAGUACGUAAAAUAAUUGAUUCCGAAGAUCCAACAAAGUUUCGAAUACCCAUGGGAAUUGGGGAGCCUCACAAAGAGCAUGACCAAACUGGAAAAGAUGUCGAUACCUACGAUAUAGUCAUUCAUCCAGAAUUCUUCGACAAAUGUAAACGAAUCGCAUAUUUUAAAGAGCUCUUUAUCAUGUUGGUAUUUGAAGGGUUGGAAGGAAAGUACGAUGUUAAGCUGUGUCGGGAAUAUAAAAUUCUGAAAAACAGAAAGGCGAUGGGAACUUUGCAAAUGCAAAAUGUCCGAAGCAAAAGUAAGCCUGUCAUUAUGGAGAUGGAUCCUAUCAUGUAUGAAAUGGAAAAAGAAUAUUUAGAGGAUCAAAAAUUAAAGCCAGACAUCACCGAGGUAUCCUCAACAAAAAUGAAACCUACAACUUCAAGUAUCAAACCAAAAUAUACCAUGCUACAAGAACCAGAAACUGGAUACCCACAAUUUCUUGUUGUUGAAGUAAAACUGCCAAGGCAAGAUACAGCAAACAAUGUUUUGUUAGAUGUAGGUGAAGAUCGUUUACUUCUGCAUGCAAGUGAUGGUAACUAUGUGUUGGAUCUUGAUCUUCCUUAUGACGUUAAUAACGAUGAAACAGGGGCACAAUUUGAUCGUAAAAAGAAGGCGUUGACAGUGACGAUGUCGGUACUACCCAAACGAUAAACUGCAAGAAUCUACGUUUCUUUUUGUUACCAAACAUGCUUUGCUUUAAAAAAAUGGAUGGCAUAUUCAUGCAGUUUACAAUGUUUUGACAGUUAUUGCAUUUGUAACGUUCUUGUUGAUGAUUUUUCAGAAUAGAUGAUUCAAAUCCCACGCA